UAUUAAGUAAUGGAUCAGAACAACGACCAACCAGAGGAGCCUGUGAAGGAGGAGAGUAAAAAUGGGGAUAAGAAAGAGGAGAAAGGUGAUAAGGAAGAGGAAAAGAAAGUGGAAGAGAAGAAGGAAGUGGAAGAGAAGAAGGAAGUGACUUUUGGAGGGUUCCUAAAGACGUCUAAUGAUAAGCCAUGGGCUGAUAAAAAUUGAGUAUUCAUCAUGGACAAGUACCUUCUUGGCUACAAAGCCGAUGACGAAAUAGAUAUCAGCACUAAGAUAAGUAACCUCCUCAAAGACCUACAGAUCCUCUUCGACUUUGACGAGGAGCCAGAGGUAGAAGACUUUGUCAAGAAGUCGGUCAAGGAGAAGCCCAAGCGGAAUGUUAAAGAGUUUAAAGAGAUUGUGUACCAGUUGAUUAGUCAAUACCGAGAGCAAUCCAUAUCGACUUAUUUGGCAGAAGGAAUGAAUAGUGUGCAGAAAGCGUUUGAAACGAACAAGGAAGAUGUGGAGAAGUACUUCCUGAAACAGAAGAAUAGGGAUCUAGAUUCAGUUAAAACAAAGAAUGUUGCUAGAAUCUUAGAAGACCUAUUUGAAAUCCUCUAUUUAAGGCUUAUUAACCUAGACCAUCUUGUGCCAAAAGAUGACUCAGGGAUUGUAACACAAGCUGGAGAGAAGGAAUAUGCUGAGGUGAUCCAAAAAUGUGCCGAUAGUAUGAAGAUCGAAGAGAUUAAUGAAGGGAAUAUUUUGAAUAUUAUACAACUAUACCUCAAAUCGGGAUCUGCAAAAUACUCCUUUGCAUCAGUUCCUAAAUUUGACGACAAAGACGGAAUUGAUCCUUACGCUGACCUUGGCGAUGUAGCUCCUGGCGAGAGCCCGGAUGACCAAGUCAAGGAAGAUCCGAAUGACAUGAAUUAUAUUGAAAAGAAAAUUGAAGAAGCGGCUGAAAAAGGGGAUGAGAAAAAGGAAAAAUUAUAUAAAAGGAUCAGACAAUAUCAGCAACUCAAAGAAUUUUCCCAGAACGUCUCUCAAAAUGAAGGUAUUAACAUCAUGAUCGAUAAGGCAAUGAAAGAGAUCAAGGAACUUGAAGAGCAAGAGCAAAUGGCCCAUGAUGAGGGUUUUAACGAAGAAGAAGAAGCGGAAGAUGAAGACUUUGACCAAUACCAAACUCAACAAGACUAUUCUAAAAUGUCUAAACAGGGAGAAACUCUUGAAGAAAAGAGAGAGAAAGGUCUUAGAGAAAUCUUCGAGUUUUAUGCCAAGUCCCAAAUGCUUAUUGGGAGAAAGGCCACUUUUGAGCAGAUCCAGCAUGAAAUCUCCAACUUAAAUUUAGGUGAAUAUAUGAAGUUUUGUAAAGAUUUCAAAAUCCCUUGAAAUAAAAUAAAAAUAGCAGAACUUUUCAAGAAAAUUGCCAUGAACUCAAAAGAGCUAUUCUUUGAUGACUUCAAAAAUACUCUAUGGAAGCUUCUGGAGACCAGAGAUAAAGAAGAAAUUGAUAAACUUAAGAAAAGACUGCGAGAAAUCAAAAGACUGCUUAAGAAGAAAGCACCCAAGGCUCCCUCAGAUGACCUCAAAGAGGACAAGAAAGAAGAUAAGAAAGAAAACAAGAAAGAUAAAGAAGAGAAACCCAAAGAGAAAGAAGAACAGAAGGAAGACCAAACGGAUGAAAAACCUAAAGAUAAUAAGCCUGUUCAAAUUUCAAGGCCGAAAGGAGGAGAUCCUAAAAAUGUUGAGACACUUCAGUCUAUACAGAAGGAAAAGCAGGGUGAUGAGGAGUCUAUUAAAGGCGAAACUCAAAAAUCACCUAAAGACUCUAAAGAGGAUCCUGAAAUUAAUAAGAAAAUGAUGAGUGCAAUUGAGAAUCAAGAGAAGUUCAAGCAACCACCUGAUUUCCUCCAAAAGUCUUCAGAAGAACCUCAAAAUCAGAAUUUGGCUAAAGAGGACCAAGAGUUAACUAAUGAGCGUGAACGCAUUUUGGCGAAAAUUCAAUCACUAAAAGCUCCUACGGAAGAGGAUUAUCGUGAGGAAAUCUUUACUUACUUACAUGUUGACCAUGAUAAAUCAUUCCGUACUAAAAUUCAAAAUUUCUCUUUGCCCUUCAACACCAGAGCAAAGAGAGAGGACACCAACAACUACAAGCAUAAGAGCAAAAAGGACAUUGACAAGAUCAAAAUGGAGGUUCAAAAGCUAAAGCAGAAAAGGGAAAUGGCCAGAAGACUUGAAGAGAAGAAGAAAGAGACACUUUACCAAAGAAAUCAAAACAUUAUGAAGCGUAUGCAUGAAGAUCUCAUUAGGGAUAAAGGAGGCUAUGUGGAACCACCCAUUCAAGGAGGUGUUAAUUCACUUCACCCGACUCUGAAUAAGCAAAGAAUCGGCUACCAGGUUCCCAGGAAGUUCACACUUGAGUCUCUUGGACGUAUGGAUUAUAGAGAUUUUAACCCACAAAGCACACAAGUUGAUGAAGUCGAAGAUGAUUUUAAGCCAAGUGAUGUCAUUGAUUCUGAAGAGGAUAUGGAUGAGGAAAUAGAAGAGUUCUAUCAAUUUAAAAACAGGAACCCUCAAGCUGAAAAUUAUGCCCUUUCCGUCGCUAAAACCUCAGUCUCAGCUCAUCAGUUACACGACCCAGGCUUGAAUGUAAAUUCCAGCCUAAGUACCAACCCAAUGAACCCUAAAAAGCUCAAUGCAGCGAUUGGGUCUCAAAAGAAGGUAAAUCACUCUAUAAUCCACAACCCUAAAAUUAAGAACAUCGGUGGUCGACUAAAGAACUCAAUUCUCCCCUCCCAAAAACACUUCAAGCCAUACAAGGUGGCUCCUUCAAAGCCUAGAGGAGUGUACCACAGUCACCACCCUCGCUCUUCCCACCCACAGAAGGCUAAAAGGAAGCCUAUCGCUCUAUACAACACCAGGUCACACAAAUCCGUUCAUAACUCAGUCACAGAUUAUUCCUCCGCCCAAAAGAACAAGGCUGAUCAAAGGAUAGCCAAGCUGAGGGUGGCUAACAGUAAAUCUCUGGUCAGGGCUCAUAAGUUUGAUGCCCAGAAUAAGUUGAGGCAGGAACAGAAGCUAAAGAAGAGGAUUUUAUAAGGAGUUUAUAGUUAGAAUGUUUGUAA
Messenger RNA from Moneuplotes crassus, 3101 nucleotides. NCBI's taxonomy places the organism in Eukaryota, Ciliophora, Spirotrichea, Euplotida, Euplotidae. The record is from the annotation of a GenBank genome assembly.